Molecule: messenger RNA, 4860 nt
Organism: Podarcis muralis (Common wall lizard)
Lineage: Eukaryota; Metazoa; Chordata; Lepidosauria; Squamata; Lacertidae
Gene: BAG6
Product: BAG cochaperone 6
Biological process (GO): ERAD pathway
Cellular component (GO): BAT3 complex
Molecular function (GO): misfolded protein binding; polyubiquitin modification-dependent protein binding
Source: RefSeq, a predicted model, not a curated record
UUCGCUCUUUUAAGCAUUUAUUUAGGAACAAUAAAGCUUCCGUUCGUAUACGGGGAAUUGUUUUAAAGCACAUCCCGACCCAAAUUAUGAGGGAACCAGACCCGUGAAGGCGGUCAUGGAGACCGCUCGCGAGUAAAGCAAAGCAGGCACUCUUGAUAGCCAGCUAUACGCCGGGAACGGAAGAGCGGGACGUAAAUAGUCCUGUUGGGCCGCUCGCGCAUGCGCUGUAGCGAGUAGCCGGGGAACGCGACGGCGCAGGAGGAAGGAGACGCUCCAGGCGCGAGGCCGGCGGCGGUUUCGUCACCAACGGCCGCUUCAGAGCUUUGUAGACCCGGAGGGGUGUGGCGGAGGCAGAAAGGAAUUUCGUGAGAGGGAACAAGAAGCGGGAAGAUUCCGGUAAUCCCGUAGACCGCCCCCCUCCUUUCCCUCUGGUCGCCGAGGGAAGCGGAAGUGCCGCCAUCUUGGGAGAGAGGAGUAGCUAAGGAAGAAUUUGAGGCGGCGUCAUGGCGGAACCAGAGAACCUUGAGGUGAUGGUUAAAACCUUGGACUCUCAGACAAGGACUUUCACAGUGGAAGAAGAGAUCACCGUGAAGGAGUUUAAGGAGCACAUUGCAGGUUCAGUCAGUAUCCCCUCGGAAAAGCAGCGCCUCAUCUAUCAAGGGAGAGUCCUUCAGGAUGACAAGAAGUUGAAAGAAUACAAUGUUGGGGGCAAAGUCAUCCACCUGGUGGAGCGUGCGCCUCCUCAGACCCAGUCGCCCUCCUUGGGGGGCCCUUCUGGAGCCGGCUCGUCCUCCGUCCCUCACAACGGAGCAGGCCCCCGGGUGACGGGCCCAACUGUGCACGACCGCAAUGCCAACAGCUACGUCAUGGUGGGAACCUUCAACUUACCAAGCGAUGGAUCGUCUGUGGAUGUUCAUAUAAAUAUGGACCAGGCUCCCAUACAGAGCGAGCCUCGAGUCCGCCUUGUUAUGGCCCAGCAUAUGCUUCGGGACGUCCAGGGCAUUCUGAACCGACUAGAGGGCCGCACCAAUGGCCAAGUUGCAUCGGGACCCGAGGAGACGGCAUCUGCCAGCCCCACCGAACGGGAGCCCAUGGAGGGAGCUGAGUCUGAGCCUCCCAGUGAGCCCACACCAGCUGAGGAGACGCCCCCAUCGGGGGCCGAGCCGCCCCCUACCGCUGAGGCUGCUGCGCCCAACCACCCGUCCCCAGGCGAGUACGUGGAGGUCUUAGGGGAGCUCCGCGGGGUGGAGAGCAGGCUCCAGCCCUUCCUCCAGAGAUAUGAGGAGAUCCUUGGAACGGCCAGCACCGCAGACUACAACAAUAACACGGAGGGCCGCGAAGAGGACCAGCGCAUCAUCAACCUGGUGGGGGAGUCUCUGCGCCUCCUGGGGAACACCUUUGUGGCGCUCUCCGACCUGCGCUGCAACCUCUCCUGCAGCGCCCCCCGCCACCUCCAUGUGGUGCGGCCCAUGUCCCACUACAGCCCCAUGGUGCUGCAGCAGGCCGCCAUUCCCAUCCAGAUCAACGUUGGAACCACAGUCACCAUGACAGGCAACGGCGCUCGGGGGGCCCCGGCCGGCUCAGAAGGCUCCGCUGCUUCCCCGGCUGCCCCCGCCGCCCAGCCCCGCACUUCCAGCCCCGUCGAGGCCGGGCAGCCACCCGAAGGGCCGCCCCCUUCGUCUUCCCCGGUGGUCACCCCGACUCAGACUCAGGCCUCCCAGACAGGCCACCCCCGCGUGAUCCGCAUCUCUCACCAGACGGUCGAGCCGGUGGUCAUGAUGCACAUGAACAUUCAGGACUCAGGUUCCCCGAUGGGUGGGGGCGGCUCAGCCGGAGUGCCACCCACAGGACCCGCCGGACCCCCUGGGCACCCCCAAGGAAUGGGUGGCACUGCUCACAUGCCGCUCCCCAGCCUCCCGCCAGAGUUUAUGCAGGCUGUCGCCCAUCAGAUCACCCAGCAGGCCAUGGCAGCGGCCGCAUCAGCGGCAACAGGCCAGCAGGUCCCCAGUUUCCAGUCGGCUCCGACGCGUGUCGUGAUCGCCAGGCCCUCUGCUCCGUCUGUGCGGCCCACACACCCUGGGUCACCCCAGGCACCGGGACAAGGGGGCCCUGGCCUCGGAGGGAAUGCUUCCUUGGCCCAGAUGAUCAGCGGGCUGGUGGGGCAGCUCCUCAUGCAGCCGGUGAUAGUUGCUCAGGGCAGCGGGACUUCACCUUCUUCUUCGUCCUCCUCCUCCUCCUCCUCCUCCACCUCUUCCUCUGUCAGCGCCCAAGCCACCUUCAGCACCAGCAAUUCUGCCUCCCCUCCCACAGCCUCGGCCAGCGCUGGCACCACCAACACCGCCACCACCGCUGCAGGGGGCAGCUCGGCCGGUGCCCCGGGAGGGCCCAUCCCCUCCGGCCAACCCCCCACGGCGGCCGCCGCGGAGCUCCAGUUCUCUCAGCUGCUGGGGAACAUCCUGGGGGCAGCCGGCUCCAGCAUGGCCGGUGUGGCCGGCCUGGGUUCCCCCACCAUCACCGUGGCAAUGCCUGGCGUCCCGGCUUUCCUGCAAGGCAUGACAGACUUCCUCCAGGCGACGCAGAUGGGGGCGGCUCCUCCCCACCCUCCGGAGCAGGCCCCGCCUCCCCCACAGCCAGCGGCCUCCCCGCCACCGCCUCCUCCCCCGCCCUCAGCUCCCCAGAGCGGCAUGGAGCCACCUUUGGGGGGCGGGAGCAGCAACGUCCGUGGCGGCGCCUCGGCAGACUCCCUGCCACCCGAAUUCUUCACCAGUGUGGUGCAAGGGGUGUUGUCGUCCAUGAUGGGGUCGCUCAGCGCCCAGCAGGGCAGCACCGAGAGCAUCGCGGACUUCAUCCAGCGCCUGAGCGGCACCAGCAACAUCUUUGAGCCAGGCACCGAAGGGGCCCUGGGCUUCUUUGGAGACCUGCUCUCCCUCAUCUGCCAGAACUUCUCCAUGGUCGACAUGGUGAUGCUUCUGCACGGGCAGUUCCAGCCCCUCCAGCGGAUCCAGCCCCAGCUCAGCCGCUUCUUCCGGGAGGAGUACCUGCAUGGCCAGGAGCCCACUGAGCGCAACGUUCGGAUGGCCACGUACAAUUUGAUCAACGGCUUGGAGGAGUACAUUCGCGAGAGUUUUGCCUCUGUCCGAGUUCAAGAUGGCGUUGACAUCACCCGCACCAACCUGGAGUUCCUGCAGGAACAGUUCAACCGCAUUGCAAUGCACAUCCUCCACUGCGCUGAUAAUACCUUUGGGUAUCGGCUGCUGGAGUUGUGCAACCAGGGCCUGUUCGAGUGCCUGGCGCUGAACCUCUACUGCUUGCGCGGGGAGCAGGGAGCCCUGACUGCUGUCAUCAACGACCGCAUUAGGCGGAUGUCGGCAGAUAUGAACCCCUCCUUGGUGAGCUGGCUCACCACCAUGAUGAGCAUGCGCCUGCAGGUCAUCCUGGAGCACAUGCCCGUCACAGAGGAUCAAAUACUACAGUAUGUCCGCAGGAUGGGCGACCCCCCACAGCCUGUACCAGAAGAGCCGAUGGAGCUUCAGGCUGCAGAGCAGCCUUCCGAAACCCUGCAGCGAGACAGCGCCGCAUCCCCAGCCCCAGCCACAACGGCCGAGGAGGCCAUGCCCCAGCAGCACGGGGAGCCGGAGCACGAGGAGCCGCAGCAAGGGGAGCCGCCCGCCCCCGACGCAGAGCCCUGGGCAGCUGCCGUGCCCCCUGAGUGGGUGCCCAUCAUCCGGGAGGACAUCCAGAGCCAGCGCAAGCUGAAGCAGCAGCCCCCCCUCAGCGACGCCUACCUGAGCGGCAUGCCGGCCAAGCGGCGCAAGACUAUGCAGGGGGAUGGUCCCCAGCUCCUUCUGUCCGAGGCAGUCAACAAAGCGGCCAAAGUAGCAGGCGUGAAACCUCUGACGAGCGCCGAGAGCCUGAGCAGAGACCUGGCAGAGCCAGCGCUGCAGGAGGGCUACCGACAGCAGCUGAAAUCUGAUCUGCAGAAGCGGCUGCAAGCUGAUCCCAGCUUCACCCCGCAGAGGUUCCCCAACGCCCAGCAAGCCUUUGUGGCCGAGGACUUGUAACGGUCACUGCCCCCAAACCCUCAUGGAUAGGGAGGUCCUCUCUCUGGGGCUCACCUCUUUGUCCUUUUUUUGUGCACGAUGCAGACAGCCACUCCCUUCUCAGGCCAAAUAUUUAAGUUCCUUCCCAACUUACGUCCCCCCCUUCCCAACCCCGUCUUCUGGUUGCUGUGACCUUUCUCCCCCAGCGGAGUGCUCGAAGUUGCUGCUGAAUCAGUAAAUAAAGCCACUUGUCCAGGGACCGGUGGUGCUUGUGUGUUUUCAAAAUGCUCUUAUGGCUGGUGGGAUAUUGAGUUGCUUUGUGGCCCGGCGACCGCAGCCAAGUGCAUCAAUCUCGCAUUAAAGGAUGAAUUGAUCAAAACCGGCAAUUUAAGUCGCCAAGGAAGAGGCUGAUUUAAAUCUUUACCAUUGAUAUCGCUUCAACAGCAGUGUUAAUAAUAUACAAGUAAAAUUAACUAAAGAGGUUUUUUUAAAAAACACUAUUUUGUCCUUAACAACCAAACCUUACAUCUCAUAUGUAUUUUGUGUGUUUAUAUAUAUUUACAUGCUUUCCUUUUUUAAAAAAAAACUAGAAAGGGAAUCGCUUUACACUAUUCCCAAAUAGACGCUUCCUUCUAACUAUCACCUAUGGCAGUUUGAAAGCUUCACAAAUUGAUAAGACUUGUAUGUGAGUCCCUUUGCAUUCUCCCAUGUAGGAGACGAUACAAUUGUCCUUUCUUCUUUCUGCGCCGCUUGGCCCAGCGCUACCCUCCCUCAGUAAGGCAUCGAAUAAAAAUGAAGUUCUUUUUAGGCGGAAUAUAAA